GAGAGCAGACGUCUCUUGUCCGCCGAGCAGCAAGAAUCAAAACCAUGGCUGGCGAAUGGCCAAAAGACUUCGGCUUGGCAGCCCGAUUGCUGACCUAUCCUAGGAGACUUGAGGGAGCAUCUUCCUUAAUACAGUUCAUUGAGCAAGAAGUCAUUUUUACCAACAGUUCUAAACACGCCAUAAGUCGCAGAAAAUUUGUACUACGAUUUAUUAAGUUUUGCUCUGAACAUAACUGUAACCCCCUAAGCAGUCCUCAGGUUGGCUGGUUACUUAAAUAUGCAGGAAUUAAAUCUCGUGCUAUUGGUAAAAGGGGCAAUCAGACCAUGUGUUACUGUGGCCUUGUAUGGGCAAGUGAUUGGAAGAGUAAAACUUCAUGAAAACAUCGUGCAAAUGAUGCACCAGCACGGACUCGCCCACAACGACAUCAAGCCAGCCAACGUGUGCGUGCGGGUGGGCGCGGAGGGAGCCCGGGUGACCGUGAUCGACUUCGGUUUGACCAUGGCGGCCGGGGCGCUCCCGAGCCUGGGGAUCCAGUGGAACGAGCAGCUGUGCUACGCCCCCGAGAUCUGCCGGAGCGAGAGGGCGGGCCCGUGCGGCAGCCUCUCCGACGCGUACGCCGUGGGCAAGCUGCUGCUGGUCCUCUUCAGCGGGAAGCAGCAGAUGCCGCAGCUGGUGAGGCGCUGGUUCUUCAGGAGCCAGGAGCGGAUCCCGAGAGAGCGCCAGGGCCUGGGCGCGCUGCUGGAGGCCCUCGAGCAGGAGAGGAUCCGCCUGCUGCGCCGCUGCUACUGAGCAGGGCCUCCGCCGACUCUCACGGCGGCUGCGCGCGCGCGUCCGCAGCCGGGCUUUUUGUCGCCUUUCUUAUGAAAAUUGUAUGUGCUUUGCUAAAAAAAAA
Molecule: messenger RNA, 892 nt
Organism: Penaeus chinensis
Lineage: Eukaryota; Metazoa; Arthropoda; Malacostraca; Decapoda; Penaeidae
Product: serine/threonine-protein kinase PknL-like
Exons: 2
Coding region: 277-789 (170 amino acids)
Biological process (GO): protein phosphorylation
Molecular function (GO): ATP binding; protein kinase activity
Source: RefSeq, a predicted model, not a curated record